AUGGCAUGUCAGGCGUUCAGCGCAGACUCUUUCACCCCACUGGCAGGAGAUUCUGCUUUGCCAAUCCUCAUGCACCACGCCUCUACCAGUGAUUGCCUGCCAACCACCUCCCAUGCACACACCAUGGUUUCUGCAGUAUCAUCUGGGCUGUCCCUGGGUCAGACCUCCAAGCGCUCCCACAUGCACCUGUCCACCUCCUCCCUCAGCAACGCUCUUGGCAACGGCCCCCCGAGCCUACAUUACCCAGUCACCCCCUGUCACUACAGCAACCAGCAGGCCACCUAUGGCAUGAUGGCAGCUCAGGAGAUGCUCUCUGCCAGCAUUUCUCAGACUCGUAUCCUGCAGACCUGUGGUGUCCCUCACCCUAACAUGGUGAGCGGUGCAAACCCAUUGCAAGGGUCUCUUACUCCUUGCUUGUACAAGUUUCCCGAUCAUGGUCUAAGUAGUGGUUCUUGUGCAUUAAGCCACGGUUUCUCUUCGCUGCCCUCGGCCCUCCUUUCGACUGAUGAGGCCCCUGGGGGUCCCGGUGUUGCAGAGAUGAAAACUGAUGCCCAGAGAAAGAGCAUGCGAGACCCAGAAGAUGCUCCUGCCAUGGACUCCCCACAAAUACGAGAGCUGGAGAUGUUCGCCAAUGACUUCAAAAUACGGAGGAUCAAACUUGGCUACACCCAGACUAAUGUAGGCGAGGCUCUUGCUGCAGUGCAUGGCUCUGAGUUCAGCCAGACCACGAUCUGCCGCUUUGAAAAUUUGCAGCUGAGCUUUAAGAACGCCUGCAAACUCAAGGCCAUUCUGGCAAAAUGGCUGAACGAAGCUGAGCUGGCCGGUGCCUUGUACAACGAUAAAAUAGGAAUGAAUGAGCGAAAGCGAAAAAGAAGAACAACUAUCAGCCUGGGAGCUAAAGAGGCUCUGGAGCGCAGUUUUGUGGAGAAAAGUAAGCCAUCAUCUCAGGAAAUAGCCCGGAUAGCCAAAGGCCUCCAUCUGGAGAAGGAGGUGGUCAGAGUCUGGUUCUGCAACCGACGCCAAAGGGAGAAACGGGUUAAAACAAGCCUCAACCUCAGCUCCUGUUUGACCAAAAUCAGUCCAAACUGCAUAGCACAGAUGAGUAAAGCACAAAGACCAAUGACGUAA
Molecule: messenger RNA, 1128 nt
Organism: Toxotes jaculatrix (banded archerfish)
Lineage: Eukaryota; Metazoa; Chordata; Actinopteri; Toxotidae
Gene: pou1f1
Product: POU class 1 homeobox 1
Exons: 7
Coding region: 1-1128 (375 amino acids)
Biological process (GO): regulation of transcription by RNA polymerase II
Molecular function (GO): RNA polymerase II cis-regulatory region sequence-specific DNA binding; DNA-binding transcription factor activity, RNA polymerase II-specific
Source: RefSeq, a predicted model, not a curated record